Molecule: messenger RNA, 3380 nt
Organism: Pararge aegeria (speckled wood butterfly)
Lineage: Eukaryota; Metazoa; Arthropoda; Insecta; Lepidoptera; Nymphalidae
Product: aminopeptidase N
Exons: 17
Coding region: 53-2857 (934 amino acids)
Biological process (GO): peptide catabolic process; proteolysis
Cellular component (GO): cytoplasm
Molecular function (GO): metalloaminopeptidase activity; peptide binding; zinc ion binding
Source: RefSeq, a predicted model, not a curated record
UUCAUACGGCUGCGGCCCGCCACUACGAUCUGACUGUGAUAACGUAGCAAUCAUGUACGCCCUCCAAGUCGGCGUGUUGGCGAGCCUGUGUGUACUCUCCCACUGCCUUCCACCGGAUAAGAUGCAAUUGUUUCACAUCAUAAAAACAAGGAGUAUAGAUCUGAACAACGCACACGGGUUGACAAUUGAGAGUAGACUGGAGAAGUCGGUCGAGCCUACCGGAUACCGGCUAGAAAUUGAGCCGUAUUUAGAAGACGCACUCUUCAAAGGUCACGUGAGCAUCAAUGUCACGUGGCUGGAGGACUCCAGCACGAUCACCGUUCACUGCGCUCACGAGCUUGAAAUCACUGAGUCGGAAGUCAAGGCCUACAUACCUAGUGACUCGAAAGUGCCCCAAAAGAUUGCAAUAAAGAAAACAUCAAUGGAUCCAAGGAAGCCGAUCUUCACCCUCCGUCUGGAGAAGUCGGUGCCCAAAUCAACCGUGGGCCAUUUAAACUUCAGCUUCAAAGGGAACAUGCAGACUGGUAGUACGGAGGCGUUCUUCAAAUCAACUUACUAUACGAACCAGGACGUCGAGCGCAUAGUAGCGGGCACUCAACUCCGGCCAACAAACGCACGGAGGAUGUUUCCAUGUUUCGACGAGCCAGGUUACAAGACUAUUUUCGAAGUGAGCGUUGUUCGACCGAGGACUAUGCUCGCUCUGAGCAAUACACCUGUCGCAAAGACUGAGGAUAUCAAUGGCGAACCAAAUGCAGUCUGGGACCACUUUCAGAGGACACCUCCCAUAUCGACGUUCACGCUUGGUCUUGUCAUCGCGGAUCUAAAGCAGCAGGGGGAAAAUAUUGUAUAUAUGGAUGACAUUGGAAAUAAGAUUGAGCUCCGCGUAUUAGGCCGACCCGAGUACUUGCAAGCUUUAGAAGGCGUUAAUAAGAAAGUUCUGCGAGUGAUCACGCAGGUGGCAUAUCUAUGGCAGGUGCCCCUACCUCUUACUCGACUGGACAUCGUAGCUUUGCCGUACUAUCAAGGAGUGAAACCAGUAGAUAAUUGGGGGCUGAUUAUUUUCAAGGAGAGUGAUCUGAGCAACCGUGGUUACCUGCAACUGGCGCAAGAGAUCUCGUACCAGUGGCUCGGCGGUUUGGCGACACCUGCCUGGUGGUCUGACGCUCACAUCAAUAAGGCGCUUGUCGGAUACAUGGCUGCGGCGGUCGCCUACACGAUAAACGACGGUUCGGAGAUGGAGGGCAAGUGGCCGAUGACAGUACUCUACUCGCUGUACUACGAGUUCAGCAAGCGGUACCCGCACUCCCGGAUCACGGGGAUGAAGCAAGAGACCGCCUGCACGAAGAUUGAGCUACUGUUCCGCAUGUUCAACUACACCCUUGGAGCACCCACGUUUACGAAAGCGCUGAAGUCAUUCAUGAAGUUGAAACAAUUCAAGACCUUCACCGGCGAUGACAUCUGGAAGGCGCUGCACGAGGCGGCGAUCGAAGACAGCAGAAUACCCAGCGACGUGGACAUCAAGACUGUGGCCGCGAGCUGGAUUGACAAGGACAGGUUGCCGCUUAUCACCGUCAAGAGGAACACCGAUACCAGCUCUGCUAUGGUCUCCCAGAAAGUUUAUCUGCGUGAACGGCCGCACGAUGUCCCGGACGCUGAUAAGAUGCUGUGGUGGGCACCGAUCGUGGUGUGGCGCAGCGAUGAUGAGAACUUUACCAACAGCACCCCCAUCACAUGGAUGAGGAACCACAGGGAUCUGAACCUUGUGAAUAUGCCGGACAAGGAGCACUUCAUCAUUGUCAAUCCUGAGGAGAUUGCUCCAUUUCCUGUAAACUACGACGAUCAUAACUGGAACCUAAUAUCCAAGUACCUUCAAAGCGAAGACAGGACCAAAAUACCUGAGCUUACUAGAGCAAAAUUACUACACGAUGCUUGGAACUUGGCUUAUGCUGGAGAGCUGUCUUUUGCUACAGCCUUGAACAUGACGCUUUUCCUAAAGCAUGAAAGACACCAUUUGGUCUGGGAUCCAGUGUUUACCAUGAUAGAUCACCUUGGGAGGCACAUAUGCUCUUGCAUAGAUGAUAAAUUUCGGGCUUAUGUGCGAAACCUACUCACCCCACUCUACGAUGAACUGAAAAAAGACGUGAGGGACGACGAAGAAAAUUGGAGGAAGAGUCUACGUUCGUCCACCAGGAAUUUCCUCUGCAAGGCGGGCUACAAACCUUGCAUACUUGAAGUCCAAGAACAGUACAGCAAAUGGACGGUAGACCCUAAUCCUGAUGAAGGAAACCCUAUAUCCAACCAGUACUUCUGCCCAGUAUUCAGAUGGGGAACGCAAAAGGAGUGGGAUUUUGGUCUACAAAGAAUAAUAUGCUUCCCACCAUCCAGAAAGCAGAGUGAAAGGACUUUUCUGUUAAAAACCCUAGCAGGAUGCCCACGGGACGAAUUCAAGAUUGAAAAGCUGCUGAACGUAACAGUACUGGAGGAAAAUGGGAACUUCACUGAAACUGACAUGUUCCUAAUCUUUAGUAUGCUAACCGGUAGCUCGCAGGGAUAUACAACGUUGUUUAAUUUCCUUACAAAAAAUUGGGUGAUUCUCAAGGAAAAGUACUCAAGUAGAACUAACAUCUGGGACAAUAUGAUAACCGCCGCCACAGCCCAGUUCACAACACAGGAGGGUCUUGACUUAGUUACAAAUUUCUACGUGGAGCAUCAAGGCGAGUUCGGAUCCGCUGAACACAUCAUAGAGAAGUCCAUGAGGAAUAUAAGGGAGGAGGCCAAGUGGUCGGCGGACAACCUACCCGUUAUCGAGAAAUGGCUGGACAAUUAUCUGGAAGCUGCUAAGAAGAACGAAGAUUAGUAUAAGAACUGCGAUUUGCACACGAAAGUUGGUUAGUUGGUCAACAAGAGCCAAACAACACAAACAAAAUGUUUACUUUCCUCUCCGGCUUCAGGCGACACUGAUCUGUUGAGAUAGGAUGCGCGCAAAAAGAGUUAUGUCUUCCUAUUAUCUCGUCAAUAUCUAUAAAAAAAAUACGAGUAAUGGGUAGAGAUAACUAUCUCAUGGUGCGCAGCCUUACUGGAAUGCUUAGCUUAGCUCACGUCCGAAAUCAAUAAUUCAUGAUUAAAUAUUUUCUGUUCGAAAAAUAAAUUCUCUUCCUACAUUACGGUGUCCAUAAGAAUAUGGAUAGCUAUUCUUAUCUCUCUUUUUUUUUUAGAUUUUGGGUUAAAUUGAUUAUUAACUUAAAGCGUUAAUCAGUGUCGGUUAUUAACUGUGUUUCUACUGUAACUGUACCGUUGCCAAUGUAUUUGCAUCAUAAUACUGUUUAUUAACUGUAUAUAUAUUCAUACACUGUUAUUAUAGUUAAGUACGUCAUGUUGAA